UAUACUAUGGUGCUGAAACCUGGUGGCCAGGACGUACUCGCCCUGGGCCUACCCAGACUUCAAACUGAUACUAACAGGCGCAAGAGCAGUCCUUCUAGUUUUCCUCACAACCCCAAUAUCUGUCCUUUACUGGGACCCUCCUUGCAACUAUCCGCCUACGGCGUCUGGAUCCUUACCACCCACUUCAAAGACGCGCGGAACAGCCGAUUUGCCCGCCGCAUACUGGCCCUCCCUAACUCUGAGCAGAUAAACCCUCUCCAAUACGCUCCCUGGCACCCUCGCGAGACGCGUGAGAAUGCUCAAGCUCGAAUAGGAGCUCCCAUGGGACGCAGUAAGGAACAGGCAGCGGCUAAUUUUAUAGCUUUUCAAUGCACCAUCCCUAGCUCUGAUAUUAUAAUCUUUUCAGAUGGAUCUAGACUAGUAGAUGGACGUGCAGGAGGAGGUUACAUUGGAUUUCAAGCACACAAUCAGUUCCUCCGCUCCUCACUCUUAUAUGGACAUGGGAAAGAGGUCUUCGACGCAGAAGCAGAAGCUGCUCUAGCUGGUGCCCAAGCAGCAAUAGCAUACCCAACAGCUCAAUUUGCUACUAACUUAUGGAUCUGCCUUGAUAACUUAGAAGUUGCCACACGCCUUCUAUCUCCCUCUAUUAGAUCUUCUCAAGAAGCCUUUGAAUCCUUCUACACCCUUGCAGCUGGCUGGCCACUAUAUGAAAGGCUUCCACACACUAAAAGUGGAUCAGUCCAAAUCCGAUGGGUCCCUAGACAUACUAAAAUCUCUAAGAAUGAAGCAGCAGAUUCUGCUGCUAAAGAGGGAGCUGCCUCUAUGCCCCCCUCUCCAUGCAAGUUCUCAUAUGCCUCGCUAAAGAGACACGCCAAGACUCAAUCUCUCUCUGCUGCCCAGACACGCGCCCUGAAGAGCUUCAACUUAAUAGACUUAACCUUGGCUAUAUCAUUACAGCCCAUACUGGACAUAGAGACUUCGCAGACUACCAUGAAUGUUUUAAUCAUGAUAAUGCUCAUCUCCUCUGUCGAUAGACGAGCCCCUCAUUCUCCUGGACCUCCUUCUGAGGUCAUAUCCUUCCUUCUAGGCACUGCGAAAGGAGCACAAAAACUAGCUACAUGGCUAGCAGAGACCC
Talaromyces stipitatus ATCC 10500 is the source of this 1135-nucleotide messenger RNA. RefSeq lists its product as uncharacterized. Gene Ontology annotation, molecular function: nucleic acid binding. The transcript has 6 exons. Lineage: Eukaryota; Fungi; Ascomycota; Eurotiomycetes; Eurotiales; Trichocomaceae. The annotation marks the transcript as partial. The record is from RefSeq and is a predicted model, not a curated record.